Messenger RNA from Bipolaris zeicola 26-R-13, 297 nucleotides. RefSeq lists its product as uncharacterized. The record is from RefSeq and is a predicted model, not a curated record. NCBI's taxonomy places the organism in Eukaryota, Fungi, Ascomycota, Dothideomycetes, Pleosporales, Pleosporaceae. The transcript has 3 exons. The coding region runs from base 1 to 297 and encodes 98 amino acids.
AUGCUAUUUCUUCUGUCACUACUAGUACACUUCUUCGAAAUUAAUGGUACAGCCUAUAUUGCACCAUCAGAAAACAUAUGGGCACUGCUCAACCAUUUCCUAGUACGUCUGGGCAUCGCAUCCAUAGCCACUAUAUGCACAAGCCACGAGACCCGCUUCCACAUGUGUCUGAGAACGCACCACAGCAUAUACAAGAAAACUCUCCUCAGUCGCUCUCCUGGGGAUGGAGAUACUGAUGCAAAUUGUUAUGGCAAGAUCAUCACCUCUCCUUUGCCUACCAAAAUAGCACCAGGGUGA